Messenger RNA from Talaromyces rugulosus, 3267 nucleotides. RefSeq lists its product as uncharacterized. Gene Ontology annotation, molecular function: protein serine/threonine kinase activity; ATP binding. Lineage: Eukaryota; Fungi; Ascomycota; Eurotiomycetes; Eurotiales; Trichocomaceae. The coding region runs from base 1 to 3267 and encodes 1088 amino acids. The record is from RefSeq and is a predicted model, not a curated record. The transcript has 3 exons. Gene Ontology annotation, cellular component: cytoplasm; nucleus; cytosol. Gene Ontology annotation, biological process: protein phosphorylation; negative regulation of glycogen biosynthetic process; intracellular signal transduction.
AUGGACAACUCGGUCUCCUCUGAUUAUGACCACCUGCCAAGAUCCCCCUUACUUGAACAUGACUCCGGUCUCGGCCUAUCCGGGCUCGAUCGUAUACGACAGCAGCCUCUGUCCCGAGUGUUCACGCUCCCUAACCCCUCUACCUCGUCUAUCGGACAACCAAACUCGCCCCCGACGCGCUCAGGCGCAUCAUCGAGAGCUACAUCGGUAUACGUUCCCUCGGGUGCGGCAAUACCCCCGUUUGAGGAUUUGCAUCGGUUUCCGUCAGAAUCCCUCCAUUCGUUUUCUUUCGCUCAGCAAUCGGACGAAUUGCUCCACUCGCGCCACAAUAUCCUGAAGCGGUCGAUUGAUUUCAUGAAGGAUCGGUUUGGCUGGGCCGGCAACAGUCCUGGAGUCGCCAAUGCGCAGGCUCGCAUCAGUGGAGAGAGCGACUUCCAGAAUAUGGUAGAUCUCUUGUCCAAAGCAAACGUGUUUGACAAGGAAUCUCAAGGUCGCCAAUUCUCUAAUUUCCACGGACCACUGACCGGUCCGCCCGAGGCCGACAAUGUUUUCGAUAAAUCGUUUCAGAUCCAAGGAUCAAGCGCCGAGAGCCACGGCCCGUUUCCCGACUAUGUUGACACGGCUAUCGACGACAAUCAGCUGCUGAGCCCUAUGCCGGACGAUAAUAUUUAUUCCCGGAAACGAGAUCUGAUGUCUGCACCCACCUCUAGACGGGUUAGCUUGAAACGCACGUACACGGAUCUGAGCACGGUAUCCUUGCAAACCAAGCUCAUGGAAACACUGGCACAACCCUACGGUGUUGCUGAUUCGCUGUCUUCGUCCGGUUUUAGUGCUCUAGGACUCGGCGUUGGUCCGGCGCUACAUACACAUAGCAGCAAAUGGAACCCAGUCUCCCAGGCGGUUUUCAGAACGGAAGCCAAGGCGCCAUGGACGAUUAUUUCAGCAAAUGAUCUUGCCUGCUUGGUUUUCGGGGUUACGCAAUCUGAAGUAAGGAAGCUGAGCAUACUGGAAGUAGUCCAGGAGGAGCGCCGGGCAUGGCUGGAAUCGAAGCUUCAAGACCCUACCACCGAUGCCACAGCAAAAUUUCCGAAUGCCUCAGGAAAGUCCCGAUUCAACAUGUCCAAGCCGAUGGGCAUGGGCAAUGGAGUCACAGCACAACUGCUAAAUAAACCAUCGUCGCGGCAAAAGGCCAUUCGCCGGGCUCAAACAGACGAUGGUUACGGGUCUAGCACGCGGAACCCUAGAAAGUCGAAUCAUGCGGCAACUAAAUCUCGAGGGGUCCUGCUCUGUGGUGAUGUUGUACCAAUUCGAAAGCGCAAUGGAUCGACGGGAUCGGCUAGCUUGUGGGUCAUGGAAAAACGUGGAGGGCUCAUUUGGGUGCUAGAAGAAAUCACCGAAAAUGUGGCUUAUGUGACCUAUGAUAACAGUGGACAUAUCACAGAGCUAGAAGGCGAUACCGACCAGAUCUGGGGCAAAGGCUUUGCCCAAGUUGGCUCAUUGAUAAACGACCUGCUUCCCAACAUACCCAAGGAAUGCCUUCCUGAUGACUCCGGGAAAGGGGUGGAGAAAGUGGUUGAAUCCAAGUAUUUCGGAGCACGCGGUGCUGGCACAAAUUGCGUUCCCACUACGGUGAUGAAGAACCCAAAAGGCACGCCGCGGUCAUUACGCAUCUCAAGUUUUCCGCAUGUGGCCGGCAUGAUGGUGCUGUCUUCAUCCACCCUUAACGUCAUUAGCUCGAACUCCGUCUUCUCGUCGGCUCUGUUUGGCCAAGAACGACCAGAAGGGCAUCAUAUCUCGGAGCUCAUUCCGGAUUUCGAAGGUUUCCUCAAGACGUUGACAGAAGAAGACAAAGUGACUCUAGCUGAUGGCAUGGUUAUCCCGGAACACAGUUUCCGGCGCGCGCGAGGUCUGUUUGUACUCCGGGACAACAAAGCCAACGCAGCUUCAAUAUUCCUUGAGCCGGACGGUCUUCCAGCCAGACACCGGGAUGGAACUCGACUCUCUGUCGAUGUGCAGAUGCGAAUCGUUCGAAGCGAAACUGUCUUUCCCGAUACUCGGAAGCAAGAAGAGGAGAGUUCUAAAGCACAUAAGGAUGAUGAUAGCGACGACGAGGAUGAUGAGGCGGCUGACACGAUUGCCGUGACUGAGAUUGUCUAUGCCCUCUGGAUCACUUACUCUAGACAGAUCCAUGCCGGACAUCAUAACGCUUUCUCAGUCGGUAACUCGACAGUAGAAGAGGCUAGCUUAACGCCUCAGCCUCGGUGUGGACAACGGACGCCCUCACCACCGCCGUCAUUGCCAUCUCACUCCAACACACCAUCCCUGGACAACAAAACCCCCCUUUCGCUGCUGAGUGAGAAGCUGAAUGAAGCUGCAUCCACACCGCUGGCAGAUCGAACUGCACAAAAAGCGGCCGAGGCGAACCGGGGCUUGGUGUCGAAAGAACCAGCUAAAAAGCGGACGAUUUCGGAAUACGUCAUUCUGGAGGAAAUGGGCCAGGGAGCCUAUGGGCAAGUGAAGCUGGCGCGGUUAAAAAAGACCCCAUCGAAGAAGAUGGUGUUGAAGUACGUGACAAAGAAACGGAUUCUCGUGGACACAUGGACACGCGAUCGCCGACUGGGUACGGUGCCGCUGGAGAUCCAUGUCCUGGACUAUCUGCGGCGGGACGGGUUCAAGCACCCGAAUAUCGUCGAGAUGGAAGGGUUCUUUGAGGACGAGAUCAAUUACUACAUCGAGAUGGUACCGCACGGGCUUCCGGGCAUGGAUUUGUUUGACUAUAUCGAGCUGAGGGCCAACAUGGACGAAGGGGAAUGCCGGAACAUCUUCCGACAAGUGGUGGAUGCCAUCCACCAUCUCCACACCAAGGCGCUAGUUGUACACCGCGAUAUCAAAGAUGAAAACGUCGUUCUGGACGGGGAUGGGCGGAUCAAACUGAUUGAUUUUGGAAGUGCGGCCUACAUUAAGAAUGGGCCGUUUGAUGUGUUUGUGGGAACCAUCGAUUAUGCAGCCCCGGAGGUGCUCCAGGGCAAGUCGUACCGCGGCAAGGAACAAGACGUGUGGGCACUGGGAAUUCUCUUGUACACGAUCGUCUAUAAAGAAAACCCGUUCUACAACAUUGACGAAAUCCUUGACCACCCGCUGCGCGUCCCAUUUCUGCCUUUCUCCGAAGACUGCAUUGACCUCGUUCGCAAGAUGCUAGAUCGAGACGUCGACAAUCGACUUACGAUCUCGGAAGUUGUUGAGCACCCCUGGAUGACGGCAUCCUGA